UCUAAUUCAGCUCUUCAGCUAUCAUGGAUUGGCACUUUCGGCUCCUUUUUGCUAUCAUUUUUGUUUCACAACAGUGGUAUUUUAGCAAUGGCAGAAGAUUUAAUUUCUCCGACAAUAAUCCUUUUGCUAAUUACGACACAGCUGAGGCAUUUACAAGAUCAUUUGUGCAACAUGUAAUACAAUAUAAUAUUUUUGGGAAUCAAACUGUUCAAGAUAUUGAAGGCAUUGUAGAUACUCUUGUAAUGGCCAUGAAAGAAUCAUCUCAAGGGCAGACUGAAUCUCGGACCCAGAUAAAAGCUAUGACGAUGGCUUUUGCGUCUUCAAUUGCAGAGCUUAUUGUAGCUGAAAAUAGUCAAGAAAUGGAUAUUCAAAAGAAGACACACUUGAUUGUGAAAGCUUUAGAAGAUGCAUUCAAAGAAACAACGGGAGAAGUCAACAGAGGCUUUAUUCAGCAAGUCAAAAUACUUGUAGAACUAUUUUCACUAGAAUCUGGUGAAACAGAAUCUUUUGGAGAGUCUGAGAUAGAUGAGAUGCCUUACAGCGAAAUUAUCAGUAUUGGAAGUUUACCUUCAUCAGACACUAUUGUAAUGCCAUUUGAUGCCGGAAGAAUGCUACCCGAAAUGCCCGAAAUGAUGAUGAUGUCCUUCGGUGGUGCCAUGCCAGGACAAAUGGAAGAAUACAGUCCACAAGGAAAUAUGAUGAAUUUACCACAAUACAUGUCAUGGCAAAGUGGCAAUGUUAUGCAAGAAAAGGCAUAUACUCCAGAAAGUGGUGAAAUGAUGUUAGGUGCACCUGCUCCUACAGCAGAUGGCGUACCAAAAGAAUCUGAACUAAAUCAAUUUGAAAUUCCGGAAUCUCCAAAAGCAAUGGAAAUGUUUUUCAAUUUACCAAGUAUGUGGUCUAUGGGUCAACUACAAGGAUUUCCUCAACCUAUUGAAGGACAAAAUAUGCCAAUGGAAAUGGAAGCAAGAAUACCAGGUCCAUAUCCAUGGCAAUACGGUAUGGUUCCCUCAGGGCAACAGCCUAACCAACCCAUGAUGUUCAUGACUGGAGAAAGAAGCCCGAUGGAGAAUAAUGAAGAAAAGCCCAUGUAUGGUUUACGAGUACCGUCAGGUGAAAAUAAUGGUAUGGAUAUGAAACCUGAUGAAAUUGAAUCAUUUAUGCCAGGUGUAAUGCCACCUAAAGGCUCAGCAGAUGAUAAGCAUCCCAAACCACAAGAUUCUGAUAGAAAACCGAGAGUUAACUUAGGAAUGGCCGGUAAACCAACGAAGAAACAUCCUUCUGGGAGUGGACAUUUACUCGGAGCCCCAGCACCUACACAGUCAGGAAGUACAAAUGCGCCCAUGGGUUAUGAAGAAUUCUUCCCCAUGGAGACAGGGGAAUAUAUUGAACCAUAUGAGCUAGAAGGAAGAAUGCCUGCUCCUUAUUCUUGGAGGUUUGGAAUGAUGCCCCAAAUGGAUCAACAAGAACAAUCCUUCAUGUAUAUGAUGGGAGAAAGGCAGCCAACAGAUAGAAGAGAAUUUAUGGGAGCUCAAAUGCCAUCAAUGGAAAAUGUUCGUAUGGGUAUGAAUCCAGAAGAAAAUAAACCUUUUAUGGGACCUCAAAUCCCAUCAAUGGAAAAUGUUCGUAUGGGUAUGAAUCCAGAAGAAAAUGAAUCAUAUGGUUACCAAGCAAUGUUCCCUAGAAGAUAUUAUGAUAAAAAAUCCCAAACACCUAAACAAAUUCAAAAUGAUAAACCUUUGGGCAAAGGGGAACCCAGUGGCCCUAGUCAGAACGUAGGAAAGGCAGUACAGCCAGAUAAAAACGAUUCUUCUGGAGUUCUACUAGGGGCUCCAGCACCAGGAUCAGUAUCCACGACAUCAGGAACAACUGUUAACAUAGGACAUGGAGUGAGAAAUGAUGCACCAAAAGGUAAUUAUAAUAAUAAUAAUCGAGGAAUAGAGGUUGAUGAAGACAUAACUAUUUAUAUAAACGGAAGACCAGUAGGAGAAAAAGAUAUCAGAGAAUUCUUUAAUAGCAAAGGACAAUUAGAACACUUCGAAGAAUUCAAUCCUCAAGAAAAGUCAUCACAAGGACCACUCACGAUGCAAGCACCAUCGUCUCUGCAACAGAUCUCAAGUACCACUAAAGAAAAUACAACUCCAGCAACAACAUCAGGAACAAGCAGUUCCACACAAGCUUCUACACAAACAUCGGCUUUAAGUUCCAGUACUAAAAGCUCUAUGCCAAGUAUUGGCAGCAGUGUAACACCAUCCAUAACUUCGGCUAGUACUCCAGCAAUAUCACAUCCAACUAAGAAAAAACACAGAAAAAGGCAUCAUCCAAGAGUUGCUAACGCUCCUAUGCCUCCAAAAUCGAUGCAAACUUCUCCAAGUAGCGUUUCAGGUGGAAGCCCAAUAACAACAUCUGCUACGACGCCAGCAAGCACACCUACUCCUGGAUCCACUGCAGCUUCUCCAGCCUCAGGUGGAAGUUCUGGAACUCCUGGUUCCACAUCAAGUGGCGGAAGCCCUAUGACAACUUCCGCUGCAACUCCAGCAAGUACACCUACACCAGGCUCAACUCCAGCCUCUCCAGCUUCAGGUGGCAGCUCUGGAACACCUGAUUCCCCUUCAAGUGGUGGUAGUCCAAUGACUACUUCAGCUACUACUCCGGCAAGUACACCUACACCAGGCUCAACUCCAGCAUCUACAGCUUCAGGUGGCAGUUCUGGAACACCUGGUUCCACUUCAAGUGGUGGUAGUCCAAUGACUACUUCCGCAACAACACCAGCAAAUGCACCAACGAAAGGCUCUUCUGCAGGAUCCAGUCCUGCCGGAGGUAGUUCCGGUACUCCUGCUUCGACAUCAAGUGGCGGAAGCCCAAUGACAACAUCUGCUACGACGCCAGCAAGCACACCUACUCCCGGAUCCACUCCAGCUUCUCCAGCCUCAGGUGGAAGUUCUGGAACUCCUGGUUCCACUUCAAGUGGCGGAAGCCCUAUGACAACUUCCGCUACUACUCCAGCAAGUACACCUACACCAGGCUCAACUCCAGCAUCUCCAGCUUCAGGUGGCAGUUCUGGAACACCUGGUUCCACUUCAAGUGGUGGUAGUCCAAUGACUACUUCCGCAACAACACCAGCGAAUGCACCAACGAAAGGCUCUUCUGUAGGCUCCAGUCCUGCCGGAGGUAGUUCCGGCACUCCUGCUACGACGUCAAGUGGUGGAAGCCCAAUGACAACAUCAGCUACGACGCCAGCAAGCACACCUACUCCUGGAUCCACUCCAGCAUCUCCAGCCUCAGGCGGAAGUUCUGGAACUCCUGGUUCCACAUCAAGUGGCGGAAGUCCUAUGACAACUUCCGCUACAACUCCAGCAAGUACACCUACACCAGGCUCAACUCCAGCAUCUCCAGCUUCAGGUGGCAGCUCUGGAACACCUGGAUCCACUUCAAGUGGUGGUAGUCCGAUGACUACUUCCGCAACAACACCAGCAAACGCACCAACGAAAGGCUCUUCUGCAGGAUCCAGUCCUGCCGGAGGUAGUUCCGGCACUCCUGCUACGACGUCAAGUGGUGGAAGCCCAAUGACAACAUCAGCUACGACGCCUGCAAGCACACCUACUCCUGGAUCCACUCCAGCUUCUCCAGCCUCAGGUGGAAGUUCUGGAACUCCUGGUUCCACUUCAAGUGGCGGAAGCCCUAUGACAACUUCCGCUACAACUCCAGCAAGUACACCUACACCAGGCUCAACUCCAGCAUCUCCAGCUUCAGGUGGCAGCUCUGGAACACCUGGGUCCACUUCAAGUGGUGGUAGUCCGAUGACUACUUCCGCAACAACACCAGCAAACGCACCAACGAAAGGCUCCUCUGCAGGAUCCAGUCCUGCCGGAGGUAGUUCCGUGACUCCUGCUACGACGUCAAGUGGUGGAAGCCCAAUGACAACAUCGGCUACGACGCCUGCAAGCACACCUACUCCUGGAUCCACUCCAGCUUCUCCAGCCUCAGGUGGAAGUUCUGGAACUCCUGGUUCCACUUCAAGUGGCGGAAGCCCUAUGACAACUUCCGCUACAACUCCAGCAAGUACACCUACACCAGGCCCCACUCCAGCAUCUCCAGCUUCAGGUGGCAGCUCUGGAACACCUGGGUCCACUUCAAGUGGUGGUAGUCCAAUGACUACUUCCGCAACAACACCAGCAAACGCACCAACGAAAGGCUCUUCUGCAGGAUCCAGUCCUGCCGGAGGUAGUUCCGGCACUCCUGCUACGACGUCAAGUGGUGGAAGCCCAAUGACAACAUCAGCUACGACGCCUGCAAGCACACCUACUCCUGGAUCCACUCCAGCUUCUCCAGCCUCAGGUGGAAGUUCUGGAACUCCUGGUUCCACUUCAAGUGGCGGAAGCCCUAUGACAACUUCCGCUACAACUCCAGCAAGUACACCUACACCAGGCUCAACUCCAGCAUCUCCAGCUUCAGGUGGCAGCUCUGGAACACCUGGGUCCACUUCAAGUGGUGGUAGUCCGAUGACUACUUCCGCAACAACACCAGCAAACGCACCAACGAAAGGCUCCUCUGCAGGAUCCAGUCCUGCCGGAGGUAGUUCCGUGACUCCUGCUACGACGUCAAGUGGUGGAAGCCCAAUGACAACAUCGGCUACGACGCCUGCAAGCACACCUACUCCUGGAUCCACUCCAGCUUCUCCAGCCUCAGGUGGAAGUUCUGGAACUCCUGGUUCCACUUCAAGUGGCGGAAGCCCUAUGACAACUUCCGCUACAACUCCAGCAAGUACACCUACACCAGGCUCAACUCCAGCAUCUCCAGCUUCAGGUGGCAGCUCUGGAACACCUGGGUCCACUUCAAGUGGUGGUAGUCCAAUGACUACUUCCGCAACAACACCAGCAAACGCACCAACGAAAGGCUCUUCUGCUGGAUCCAGUCCUGCCGGAGGUAGUUCUGGCACUCCUGCUACGACGUCAAGUGGUGGAAGCCCAAUGACAACAUCAGCUACGACGCCUGCAAGCACACCUACUCCUGGAUCCACUCCAGCUUCUCCAGCCUCAGGUGGAAGUUCUGGAACUCCUGGUUCCACUUCAAGUGGCGGAAGCCCUAUGACAACUUCCGCUACAACUCCAGCAAGUACACCUACACCAGGCUCAACUCCAUCAUCUCCAGCUUCAGGUGGCAGCUCUGGAACACCUGGGUCCACUUCAAGUGGUGGUAGUCCGAUGACUACUUCCGCAACAACACCAGCAAACGCACCAACGAAAGGCUCCUCUGCAGGAUCCAGUCCUGCCGGAGGUAGUUCCGUGACUCCUGCUACGACGUCAAGUGGUGGAAGCCCAAUGACAACAUCGGCUACGACGCCUGCAAGCACACCUACUCCUGGAUCCACUCCAGCUUCUCCAGCCUCAGGUGGAAGUUCUGGAACUCCUGGUUCCACUUCAAGUGGCGGAAGCCCUAUGACAACUUCCGCUACAACUCCAGCAAGUACACCUACACCAGGCUCAACUCCAGCAUCUCCAGCUUCAGGUGGCAGCUCUGGAACACCUGGGUCCACUUCAAGUGGUGGUAGUCCGAUGACUACUUCCGCAACAACACCAGCAAACGCACCAACGAAAGGCUCCUCUGCAGGAUCCAGUCCUGCCGGAGGUAGUUCCGGCACUCCUGCUACGACGUCAAGCGGUGGAAGCCCAAUGACAACAUCAGCUACGACGCCUGCAAGCACACCUACUCCUGGAUCCACUCCAGCUUCUCCAGCCUCAGGUGGAAGUUCUGGAACUCCUGGUUCCACUUCAAGUGGUGGAAGCCCUAUGACAACUUCCGCUACAACUCCAGCAAGUACACCUACACCAGGCUCAACUCCAGCAUCUCCAGCUUCAGGUGGCAGCUCUGGAACACCUGGGUCCACUUCAAGUGGUGGUAGUCCAAUGACUACUUCCGCAACAACACCAGCAAACGCACCAACGAAAGGCUCUUCUGCCGGAUCCAGUCCUGCCGGAGGUAGUUCCGGCACUCCUGCUACGACAUCAAGUGGUGGAAGCCCACUGACAACAUCGGCUACGACGCCUGCAAGCACACCUACUCCUGGAUCCACUCCAGCUUCUCCAGCCUCAGGUGGAAGUUCUGGAACUCCUGGUUCCACUUCAAGUGGUGGAAGCCCUAUGACAACUUCCGCUACAACUCCAGCAAGUACACCUACACCAGGCUCAACUCCAGCAUCUCCAGCUUCAGGUGGCAGCUCUGGAACACCUGGGUCCACUUCAAGUGGUGGUAGUCCAAUGACUACUUCCGCAACAACACCAGCAAACGCACCAACGAAAGGCUCUUCUGCCGGAUCCAGUCCUGCCGGAGGUAGUUCCGGCACUCCUGCUACGACAUCAAGUGGUGGAAGCCCACUGACAACAUCGGCUACGACGCCUGCAAGCACACCUACUCCUGGAUCCACUCCAGCUUCUCCAGCCUCAGGUGGAAGUUCUGGAACUCCUGGUUCCACUUCAAGUGGCGGAAGCCCUAUGACAACUUCCGCUACAACUCCAGCAAGUACACCUACACCAGGCUCAACUCCAGCAUCUCCAGCUUCAGGUGGCAGCUCUGGAACACCUGGGUCCACUUCAAGUGGUGGUAGUCCGAUGACUACUUCCGCAACAACACCAGCAAACUCACCAACGAAAGGCUCCUCUGCAGGGUCCAGUCCUGCCGGAGGUAGUUCCGGGACUCCUGCUACGACGUCAAGUGGUGGAAGCCCAAUGACAACAUCGGCUACGACGCCUGCAAGCACACCUACUCCUGGAUCCACUCCAGCUUCUCCAGCCUCAGGUGGAAGUUCUGGAACUCCUGGUUCCACUUCAAGUGGCGGAAGUCCUAUGACAACUUCCGCUACAACUCCUGCAAGUACACCUACACCAGGAUCAACACCUGCUUCUCCAGCUUCAGGUGGCAGCUCUGGAUCACCUGGUUCAACCUCAAGUGGUGGAAGUCCAAUGACAACUUCCGCUACAACUCCUGCAAGUACACCUACACCAGGAUCAACACCUGCUUCUCCAGCUUCAGGUGGCAGCUCUGGAUCACCUGGAUCCACUUCAAGUGGUGGUAGUCCGAUGACUACUUCCGCAACAACACCAGCAAACGCACCAACGAAAGGCUCUUCUGCAGGAUCCAGUCCUGCCGGAGGUAGUUCCGGCACUCCUGCUACGACGUCAAGUGGUGGAAGCCCAAUGACAACAUCAGCUACGACGCCUGCAAGCACACCUACUCCUGGAUCCACUCCAGCUUCUCCAGCCUCAGGUGGAAGUUCUGGAUCUCCUGGUUCCACUUCAAGUGGCGGAAGCCCUAUGACAACUUCCGCUACAACUCCGGCAAGUACACCUACGGCAGGUUCAACUCCAGCUUCUCCAGCUUCAGGCGGCAGUUCAGGCACCUCUGGUUCUUCUUCGAGUGGUGGUAGUCCAAUGACAACUUCUGCUACUACAGCUGCAAGUAAAUCAACUCUGCCGGAAAUAGAACUCGAUGAAGAUUUGACCAUUUUUGUUAAUGGGAAGAAAUUUGGUAAUUCUCAUUUUGAAAUUGACUUUCCUGAUUCAAGUGAAGAUGGCGAUUACAGCAAUAUGUUGAUGCAAAUGGCACCAUCUGAAUUUAUGAACUUUUUCAAAAUGAAUGACUUGCAAGGUGUGCCUUCGAAUGAAUAUUUACCUUCUAGCAAUACCGAAGCUUCUAAUGGUCUUUUAGGUGCUCCUGCCCCAUCGAGCUUAGAUGAUUCUUCUUCUAAACCUGACAAUGAUAGCCCUUCCAUGAAUUACCAAUAUCAACCUGAUGAAAGUGAAAAAGUACCUGAUUCAAGCAAUCAGGGAGAAUUAGAAAUGAUGGGUUACCCUGGUUACUCUAUGGACAUUUCAUCCGAAACGCCUGAAACUGAUAUUAUUAAUUCUAUUAAUGCUUUAUUUCGGACUCUUAUGGGUAUGUUGUCUGAACCUGAGAAACCGAAUGAUAAUGCUUCUGCACCAACUCUGGACAGCAGUUCAGAGAAGCCCAGUGAUUCAAAUGGCAACAUGCUCGGUGCCGCUGUUCCGUUUGAUGCUAGUACAGAGGGCCCCGAUGAUAUGGAUACCAAUCUACUUAGUGCUCCUGCCCCAUUCUUUGAUCUUAGUACGGAAAGACCUGAUGACUUUGAUAGAGAUUUGCUCGGGGCUCCUUCUCCAAACGAAGAAAGUAAUGCUGAACAGCAAAGUCAACCCGAAUAUUAUUCUCCGAAUGUACCAGCUCCUGGUUACGAUUACCUAAUGGCAGCGCCAUAUAUGGGAGGGGAAUAUAAUCCUUUUGAAGGAAGUUUGGACAUGUAUCCAAACGAUGAAAAUCGAUACUUUAGAGUAGAAACUGGAGAUGGGGAAUAUUUACUGGAACUACCGCAAUUCGAUUCGAGCUACCCAAUUCCUCAAGACAGCGAAUAUAUGAAAGAUUACUUCCCUGAGCCAAGCAUCCAAAAUGGAGAACCUCAGUAUUUUAGAAUACAGACAGGAGGUAACGAAUACAUUUUGGAAGUUCCGGGUCCUGAUACCAGUGAUUAUGGCGUAGAAUUACAACCAAGCGAUAAUGAACAACAGCCCCAAUACUUUAGAAUCAAUACUGGAGGUAAUGAGUACCUAUUGGAAUUACCAAAUUAUGAUUAUUACAGCAACCAAAAUGGUCAGCCUCUUUAUUAUGCUGUUGAAAAUCCUAUGAUUUCAGCUAUGCAGCCAAAUAACGAAGAACCACCCCCGCAAUAUAUCAUGGUUAAUCCAGAAGGAAAUUCUUAUAUAAUGGAACCAAGUUACGAGUACUACAGCGAUGAAGAUUAUUUGAGUCCAGGUGAAGAAUCCAUGAUGUAUCAAUUUGCACCUCCUCCAAAAGAUUCUUUCUCUUCAGAUCAGUCUAGCUCCCCAUACGAUGAAAGUGAUCUGGGUGGAGGUGUCCAACCUGUGACAUCUCAAGAGAUGCCAAGUGGAGAUUCGCUUUUGGGAGCACCUGCACCAGACAGUACAUUCCCGCCCCAGCAAGAUGAAGCUGACACUUCAUCUUUCAGCGAUAAACCAACACAAGAAGAACCAGAAUAUUCUGAAGAUAACGAGUCAUUUGAUCAAAAUAACAUGCCAUAUAUGACAGUUAAUUCCGAUGAAAAUGGUAGCCAACCAAAAAAAGAAGGGAUUCCUUCUCUGUUUUCCAAUUCGGAUGAGCAAAAUAUUUUACCAUCGGACUCUACUGAAUACGAUGGUAGCUUAAAUGAGCCAAGUCAGAAUUAUGAACCAAUUGAUUCGGAUGUUCCAUUUUCAAAACCAAAUUUCUAUGCUUAUUCUUAUGAUGAAUCCCCAACUGAUGUUCAGUAUCCUAAUGAAUUUUAUGGAAGUGAUUAUGGUAUGCCUCAGAUGCCGUCAUACUUUCAGCCAUUUGAUUCAUACGGAGAUCCAUUUAUAGUAAAUGGCAAACCUGAUUAUAAUUCACCUGAUUAUAAAACAGAUGGACAACCAGAUAUAGGAGAGAUGCCUGGACAGUUUCCUGACAGACCUUCCGGAUCAUUUGGUAUGUAUCAACCAUUCUAUCUACCUUCUGAUUAUACCGGCUAUGAAGGGUCACCUAACUUCGAAAACGGAAACUACCCGUUCUUUCAACCAUUUCGAAUGCCGUUCGGACAAAUUCCCUUCGGUGAUUAUCCUUAUCAAUAUCCGAAUCAGUAUAAUGGUGGUGGUUCAAUACCAUUCCAAGGUAGCCCAAUGCAACCAGAAACUUAUAAAAACAAUGAAGAGCCUGAUCAAAGUAAUCAAGACUAUCCUUCCCCAUCAGAUGAUAACGACAACAUGGAUCAAGCUCCAUCACCAAGUAAUGAAGUUAAUUAUCCAGCUGACAAUAAACCGUCAGAAGACACCAGUGACAAUAUGUCUUUUAAAUCUCCUUUCCAAUAUUUUGGAAUGGGAUUUGCACCCGCUGAAUAUCAACAUUCCAUGGAAUCUAACGAGUAUGUACCUCCUCAAUCCUCUUUACAAUACUCUGGAGAAGGAUAUGAGUCACCUGAAUAUGAGCCUUCGGAAGAACCUAAUGAUAACACACCCUCACAAACUCCUGACCAAAGUAUUGAAAAAGAAUAUCCAGUGCCAGAUUAUGAAUCGUUGGAUAAUACCAAUGAAGAUAUGCCACCUGAAACUCCUUCACAAGAUACUGGAAAUGAGUAUGCGCCCUUUGACUCUAACCCAUCUGAGAACUCAUCUAUUCCUCAAACUCCUGAACAAAAUAUUGGAGAAGGAUAUACAUCUUCUGAAUAUGAAUCACCAGAAGAAACCAACGAAAAUACGCCUCCUCGCACUUCCGAAGAGAGCACUGGAGGAGAAUAUAUGCCCUUUGAUUAUAAUCCUUCCGAGAAUCUACCUUCUCAAAGUCCUCAACAAUCUACUGGAACAGAAAGUGCUUCGUCUGAAUACAGUUAUGAAUAUUACAUUUACGAUGAUGAUGAUGACGAUGAUUAUGAAGGUGAUGACCAAAUACUUCAGGAUACUGCACCUGAAACUGAUGAAAAUGAGCAAACAAAUAUCCCUGAUAAUGAUGAACUUCUCAGUGCGCCAGAACCAGAAUUUUAUGAAUAUCAACAACCCAAUGUUCCUGAUAAUGAAAUUCUAGGUGCACCUGCACCAACGGAUUUAGAAUCCAGUUCCACACAAGUCCCAGAAAUCACCUCUGUCCAUGAAGGAGUAAAACCGCUCUCAAAUAUGAUGAAUAUACUUAGCAAACAGCUUGAUUCUGAUGGUUCAAAUCCUGAUUUCCAGCAAUUUGCAAUGGUACUUUCAAAAAUGUUAGAUUCAAUGGACCAUGGUGAAGAUGAAGAUUCUCCUUGCUGCAGAAUGAAAAAUCUUUUGCUUCAAUCGUUGUUUGCAUCAAUGCAAUACAUAGCUAAAAUGUCAAAUAAACAAUAAAUACGCUUUCCUGAUUUAGUUUUUAAACGGCAAAUAUGGAGCAUAAUUUGCAAUGUAAUUAAACACAAUUUAUGGUAUAUUUCAAAAUUUGAUAUCAACGAUGUUGCAUUCGGUGUUUCCUUGCUUCAUUUGUUUUCGUUGUCAUUUUCUUUAUAAUAUUGUUUGAAUCAUAAUAAAGGAAGCAGUCAA
Molecule: messenger RNA, 11099 nt
Organism: Argiope bruennichi
Lineage: Eukaryota; Metazoa; Arthropoda; Arachnida; Araneae; Araneidae
Product: mucin-19-like
Exons: 1
Coding region: 24-10910 (3628 amino acids)
Source: RefSeq, a predicted model, not a curated record